This is a messenger RNA of Harpia harpyja (harpy eagle), 1243 nucleotides long. RefSeq names its product prepronociceptin (gene PNOC). Gene Ontology annotation, biological process: chemical synaptic transmission; sensory perception; neuropeptide signaling pathway. The record is from RefSeq and is a predicted model, not a curated record. The coding region runs from base 111 to 707 and encodes 198 amino acids. Gene Ontology annotation, cellular component: neuronal cell body; dendrite; axon terminus. Gene Ontology annotation, molecular function: opioid receptor binding. NCBI's taxonomy places the organism in Eukaryota, Metazoa, Chordata, Aves, Accipitriformes, Accipitridae. The transcript has 3 exons.
UUAAGCCGGGACACACCGGAUCUGUUUUGGACAUGAGGAGGCAGCCGCGCUCCUUUUCCUAAAGGAUAAUUUUGGCAGGGAGACUGGGAACACCUGCUGCCGGUGCCGCCAUGAGGGCUGUGCUCUGGGACCUGCUGCUGCUCUGCCUCUUUGCCCGGGCACGGGGCGACUGCCGGGGGGACUGCCUGCGCUGCGACCGCCACCUCUACCGGGACAGUUUUGACGUCCUCGUCUGCAUCCUGGAGUGCGAAGGCGAAGCCGUGCCGCGGGCCACCUGGGAGCUGUGCGCCGCCGCCGCCGGCCGAGCUGCCCCGCGGCCCCGUGACCUCCAGGACGCCGGCGAUCCCUGGCACGGCGCGGCGGCGCCGGCGGUGCCGGUGAGCCCGCUGCAGGUAAGCGAGCUGCUGCGGCACCGGGAAGCCGAAGACGAAGGCGUCGAACCGGCGCCGGAUGCCUUCCCGCAGCCACCCGAGGACAUUUCCCGACGACUCGGCGGUUUCCCGCGAGGGACGCGCGGCUCGUGGCCGGCGCCGACGGCCAGGGGGGUGCAGAAGCGAUACGGGGGCUUCAUCGGGGUCCGCAAGUCGGCGAGGAAGUGGAACAACCAGAAGAGGUUUAGCGAGUUCCUGAAGCAGUACCUGGGCAUGUCGCCCCGCUCCAGUGAGUACGACAUUGCCGGCGGCAUCAGCGAGCACAACGAGAUCUAACGGAGACCCGCGCCGCCCGGCUAGGUCCGCCAUGGCCAAAAAAGUCAACCCUCUACCCCUCUACACCACAUGUCCAUAGGUGCAAAUUAAAAAAAAGGGGCCAAAAAAAAAAAAAAAAUUUGGAAAUGGCUUGAAAAGGUCGAAUUGGAGACCGGGGAGGGAUGCUGAGGGCGGCUCGUCGGCGUCUCGGCAUCCGGAGGGUGCUCGGGGAAAGGCCCUUUGCUGUCAGCCUCCCCCCGCCCCGCCAGGGAGGAUGGGCAAAAGGCUUUUGUCCUCGGCUCCAAAGAGGUCUGAAGGAUGGUUCAGCUCCCCCCAAAAAGCAGGAAAAAAAAGAAUUUAAAAAGUAGAAAAUCUAAAAAUAAAACCAUUUUAAAAAUUGAAAAAUUAAAAUAAAUCUUAAAAUCUGAAACAAAAAUUUAAAAAUUACAAUAAAGUGGAAGCUUUUCCUUUUAGAAAUUAAGUAAUUCCUCCCAGAACACUCCAGCUUCACAUUGCCAAAUUGAGCAGCGGGUUAACCCCACGCUGCCGCUCCCCGG